Messenger RNA from Chionomys nivalis (European snow vole), 14920 nucleotides. It is a transcript of the gene Grin2a, whose product is annotated as glutamate ionotropic receptor NMDA type subunit 2A. The record is from RefSeq and is a predicted model, not a curated record. NCBI's taxonomy places the organism in Eukaryota, Metazoa, Chordata, Mammalia, Rodentia, Cricetidae. Gene Ontology annotation, biological process: excitatory postsynaptic potential; synaptic transmission, glutamatergic; monoatomic ion transport. Gene Ontology annotation, cellular component: postsynaptic membrane; plasma membrane; postsynaptic density membrane. The transcript is spliced from 14 exons. The coding region runs from base 1062 to 5456 and encodes 1464 amino acids. Gene Ontology annotation, molecular function: NMDA glutamate receptor activity; transmitter-gated monoatomic ion channel activity involved in regulation of postsynaptic membrane potential.
GGAGGAAGCCGUAGCAGAGAUCUGAAUAAUUGAUUCUCCAGCAGCACCAGACGCCCGGGAGCGGGCGGAGAGCGUGGUUUCAGCACCAAGGUUGCGCGCCACCGCAGGCUCCCCACCAUCACCAGCCAGACACCUAGGUUGGCCUUGUUCGCUACCGCCUUGCGCUCCAGAAGAGGGUGGCCGCGUUCCGCGUCACCGCUUAGGGACUGCGGGGUCUGCCUUGGCCCGCCUCCGGAGUGGGCGGCUGCAGGCGGGCCAGAGCUCCAAACAUCCUCGGAUUGCGCGGGGGUUGCUGCGUUGCGUCUCGUUGGCAGGAACAAGUCCUAAGUUGGUGUGGUGGGUGCCUCUGCCUUCCUCUAUCCUCCAAGGCGACCGCGGAGAAGCGCGCCCCAGGAUCCUGGCUUCUCCAGUGCUGUGAACCGCGUGGCCAGGCACCCUCUUGGGCUCCCGCUGAUCAAGAGAGGGAUCGAACGCCCGGCGCCGAGCUGACCCCGCAGCGAAGGGCCCGGAGCGAGCUGCGGUCCUCCGCCUGCAACCUUCUCGGCCAGGGACCGCGGGGAUCCCCGGCCACACGCGCGCGCGCGCUCCCACACUCACUCACACACACACUCGCUCUCCUGCACGUCAGGCUGGAGCUGGGCUGCGGAGAGGGUGUCCAGGCGCGCUCAGACGACCCGGCAGCUGCUGUCCGGAGUGGAGCAGGAAGCUGAGGCAGGGCUCUAGGAGAGAGGCUCCCGGGGUGCUGUGCCCGAGCAUGGGGCCGGAUGAGCUCUGAGAGACGCGGCCGCAGCUAUCAGCCCUGGAGAUGACCAGGGGCGGCCACUGCUGAGAACUAUGUGGAGAGAGGCUGCGAGCCCUGCUGCAGAGCCUCCGGCUGGGAUAGCCGCCCCCCAUGGGGGCGAUGCGGACAGCGCGGGACAGCCAGGGGAGCGCGCGGGGGCCGCAGCAUGCGGGAACCCGCUAAACCCGGUGGCUGCUGAGGCGGCCGAGAUGCUCGUGCGCGCAGCACGCCCCAUUGCAUCCUCCACCUUCUCCGGCUACAGGGACCCUAAGUGGCGACCAUGUGCAGACUGGGCUACUGGACCUUGCUGGUACUGCCGGCCCUUCUGGUCUGUCGCGGUCCGGCGCAGGACGCGGCGGCGGAGAAGGGUCCCCCAGCGCUGAACAUUGCGGUGCUGCUGGGUCACAGCCACGACGUGACAGAGCGCGAACUUCGAAAUCUGUGGGGCCCGGAGCAGGCAACCGGCUUGCCCCUGGAUGUGAACGUGGUGGCGUUGCUGAUGAACCGCACUGACCCCAAAAGCCUCAUCACGCAUGUGUGCGACCUUAUGUCUGGGGCGCGCAUCCAUGGCCUCGUGUUUGGAGACGACACCGACCAGGAGGCUGUGGCUCAGAUGCUGGAUUUUAUCUCCUCACAGACUUUCAUCCCCAUCUUGGGCAUUCACGGGGGUGCAUCUAUGAUCAUGGCUGACAAGGAUCCGACGUCCACGUUCUUCCAGUUUGGAGCAUCCAUCCAGCAGCAAGCCACGGUUAUGCUGAAGAUCAUGCAGGAUUAUGACUGGCAUGUCUUCUCCCUGGUGACCACCAUCUUCCCUGGCUACAGGGACUUCAUCAGCUUCAUCAAGACAACAGUGGACAACAGCUUUGUGGGUUGGGAUAUGCAGAACGUGAUCACACUGGACACCUCCUUCGAGGAUGCCAAGACGCAGGUCCAGUUAAAGAAGAUUCAUUCUUCUGUCAUUUUACUCUACUGUUCCAAAGAUGAGGCUGUCCUCAUCCUGAGUGAGGCUCGCUCCCUCGGCCUCACUGGGUAUGACUUCUUCUGGAUUGUCCCCAGUUUGGUCUCUGGGAACACAGAACUCAUUCCCAAAGAGUUCCCAUCAGGACUGAUUUCAGUCUCCUACGAUGACUGGGACUACAGCCUGGAGGCGAGAGUGAGAGAUGGUCUUGGGAUCCUAACCACUGCCGCAUCUUCCAUGUUGGAGAAAUUCUCCUACAUCCCUGAGGCCAAGACCAGCUGCUAUGGGCAGGCAGAGAAGCCAGAGACCCCUCAUCACACUCUGCACCAAUUUAUGGUCAAUGUGACAUGGGAUGGCAAAGACUUGUCCUUCACUGAAGAAGGCUAUCAGGUGCACCCCAGGCUGGUGGUGAUUGUGCUGAACAAGGACCGAGAGUGGGAAAAGGUGGGCAAAUGGGAGAACCAGACCCUGAGCCUGAGACACGCUGUAUGGCCGAGGUACAAGUCCUUUUCUGACUGUGAGCCAGACGACAACCACCUGAGCAUCGUCACCCUGGAGGAAGCCCCCUUCGUCAUUGUGGAAGACAUCGACCCGCUGACGGAGACCUGCGUGAGGAACACGGUGCCUUGUCGGAAGUUUGUCAAGAUCAACAACUCGACCAAUGAAGGGAUGAAUGUGAAGAAGUGUUGCAAGGGGUUCUGCAUCGACAUCCUGAAGAAGCUGUCCAGGACUGUGAAGUUCACCUAUGACCUCUACCUGGUGACCAAUGGGAAGCACGGGAAAAAGGUUAACAACGUGUGGAAUGGGAUGAUAGGUGAAGUGGUCUACCAACGAGCAGUCAUGGCCGUGGGCUCACUCACCAUCAACGAGGAACGUUCUGAAGUGGUGGACUUCUCGGUACCCUUCGUGGAGACCGGAAUCAGUGUCAUGGUCUCCAGGAGCAAUGGCACCGUCUCCCCUUCUGCUUUCCUUGAACCCUUCAGCGCCUCUGUCUGGGUGAUGAUGUUUGUGAUGCUGCUCAUUGUCUCUGCCAUUGCUGUCUUUGUUUUUGAAUACUUCAGUCCUGUUGGCUACAACAGAAACUUAGCCAAAGGGAAAGCUCCCCACGGGCCUUCUUUUACAAUUGGAAAAGCUAUAUGGCUCCUCUGGGGCCUGGUCUUCAACAACUCUGUACCGGUCCAGAACCCUAAAGGCACAACCAGCAAGAUCAUGGUGUCAGUGUGGGCCUUCUUUGCUGUCAUUUUUCUGGCCAGUUACACAGCCAACUUGGCUGCCUUCAUGAUCCAGGAGGAGUUUGUGGAUCAAGUGACAGGCCUCAGUGACAAGAAGUUUCAGAGACCUCAUGACUAUUCCCCGCCUUUCCGAUUUGGGACAGUACCGAAUGGGAGUACAGAGAGGAACAUCCGUAACAACUACCCCUAUAUGCACCAGUACAUGACCAAAUUCAACCAGAGGGGAGUAGAGGACGCCUUGGUCAGCUUGAAAACAGGGAAGUUGGACGCUUUCAUCUAUGACGCAGCCGUCUUGAAUUAUAAGGCUGGGAGGGAUGAAGGCUGUAAGCUGGUGACCAUUGGGAGCGGGUACAUCUUUGCCACCACGGGCUACGGAAUUGCCCUCCAGAAGGGCUCACCCUGGAAGAGGCAGAUUGACCUGGCUCUGCUGCAGUUUGUUGGUGAUGGUGAGAUGGAGGAACUGGAGACACUGUGGCUUACAGGCAUCUGCCACAACGAGAAGAAUGAGGUGAUGAGCAGCCAACUGGACAUUGAUAACAUGGCGGGCGUGUUCUACAUGUUGGCUGCGGCUAUGGCCCUCAGCCUCAUCACCUUCAUCUGGGAGCACCUCUUCUACUGGAAGCUGCGCUUCUGCUUCACGGGCGUGUGCUCUGACCGACCAGGGCUACUCUUCUCUAUCAGCAGGGGCAUCUACAGUUGUAUCCAUGGUGUGCACAUUGAAGAAAAGAAGAAGUCUCCGGAUUUCAAUCUGACUGGGUCACAGAGUAACAUGCUAAAGCUUCUUCGGUCCGCCAAGAACAUCUCCAACAUGUCCAACAUGAACUCUUCAAGAAUUGAUUCACCUAAAAGAACUUCUGACUUCAUCCAAAGAGGGUCCCUUAUAGUGGACAUGGUUUCAGACAAGGGGAAUUUAAUAUACUCAGACAAUAGGUCUUUUCAGGGGAAAGACAGCAUAUUUGGGGACAACAUGAAUGAACUCCAAACAUUUGUGGCCAACAGGCACAAAGACAACCUUAGUAACUAUGUAUUCCAAGGACAGCAUCCUCUCACUCUCAAUGAGUCCAACCCUAACACCGUGGAGGUGGCUGUCAGCACUGAAUCCAAAGGGAACUCCCGACCACGACAGCUUUGGAAGAAGUCCAUGGAGUCUCUACGCCAGGAUUCUCUGAACCAGAACCCAGUCUCACAGAGGGAUGAGAAGAUUGUGGAGAAUAGGACCCACUCCCUAAAGAGUCCUAGGUAUCUUCCAGAAGAGGUAGCCCACUCUGACAUUUCAGAAACUUCCAGCAGGGCCACAUGCCACAGGGAACCAGAUAACAAUAAGAACCACAAGACCAAGGAUAACUUCAAAAGGUCAAUGGCCUCCAAAUACCCCAAGGACUGUGGCGAGGUUGAACGUCCCUACAUGAAAACCAAAGCAAGCUCCCCCAGGGAUAAGAUCUACACCAUCGAUGGUGAGAAGGAGCCCAGUUUCCACUUAGAUCCUCCACAGUUUGUUGAGAACAUUUCCCUCCCUGAGAAUGUGGGCUUCUCAGACACCUACCAAGACCACAAUGAGAACUUCCGCAAGGGAGACUCUACACUGCCCAUGAGCAGGAACCCACUACACAAUGAAGAUGGGAUUCCCAACAAUGACCAGUAUAAACUCUAUGCCAAGCACUUUACCUUGAAAGACAAGGGUUCCCCGCACAGUGAGGGCAGUGAUCGCUACAGGCAGAACUCCACACACUGCAGAAGCUGCCUUUCGAACCUGCCCACCUACUCAGGCCACUUCACCAUGAGGUCACCCUUCAAGUGUGAUGCCUGCCUGCGGAUGGGGAACCUCUAUGACAUUGAUGAAGACCAGAUGCUCCAGGAGACAGGGAACCCAACUACUCAGGAGGAGGCCUACCAGCAGGACUGGUCCCAGAACAAUGCCCUCCAGUUCCAGAAGAACAAGCUAAGGAUUAACCGGCAGCACUCCUAUGAUAAUAUUCUCGACAAGCCCAGGGAGAUAGACCUUAGCAAGCCCUCCCGGAGCAUAAGCCUCAAGGACAGAGAACGGCUUCUAGAGGGUAACUUAUAUGGGAGCCUGUUCAGUGUUCCCUCAAGCAAACUCUUAGGGAAUAAAAGCUCCCUUUUCCCCCAAGGUCUGGAGGACAGCAAGAGAAGCAAGUCUCUCUUGCCAGACCACACCUCUGAUAAUCCUUUCCUUCACACGUAUGGGGAUGACCAACGCUUAGUUAUUGGGAGAUGUCCCUCGGACCCCUACAAACACUCAUUGCCAUCCCAGGCAGUAAAUGACGGCUAUCUUCGGUCAUCCUUGAGGUCAACAGCAUCAUAUUGCUCCAGGGACAGUCGGGGCCACAGUGAUGUGUACAUUUCAGAGCAUGUUAUGCCUUAUGCUGCAAAUAAGAAUAACAUGUACUCUACCCCCAGGGUUUUAAAUUCCUGCAGCAAUAGACGCGUGUACAAGAAAAUGCCUAGUAUCGAAUCUGAUGUCUAAAAUCUUCCAUCAGUGUUAAUCUAUAAGGAAACAUACGGAAUGGCCAACGUUCUGGAGGGUAAAUGUUAGAUGUCCCAUAGUACCUUGCUAGAAGGAAGAGGACUUAGGGAGGUACUUUUUUUGUUGGCUCUUUUGCACAUGGCUCCAUGCCAUAAUCUUUCACUCAAGGAAUCUUGUGAGGUAUGUGUUGACCACAGCACAUGCCAGAUAGGUGAAUCCUUAACCAAAAACAAAUAAAUGAAUUUGGGCAAGUCUCCCAGACAUGCCGACUGGGUAUGGUGGCAAUAAUGGUGCAUCAGAUGGCAACAGUGAUAUUGUUGAUUGCCUGAUUUCCAAAUUCCAUGAAGGUCAAUCCACCAUGUAACUUCCCCCAUCAGAAAUGCCUCAGUUUCUCUAACACAGAAUAAGCAAUAUGGUAUGCAUGUCCGUCUAACACAGACAAUAAGACAGUUAAGAAUGCAUCCGCACUGUAGUACGAAUGACACGCGCAAGGACUAAGAAGUUUGGCUUGUAACAGUUCUCAGCUUUCUUGUUAUGCCUUCCAUUACAACCCUGGCUCAGCCCCCAAGAACUCCAGGUUCCCCCCCAAAGAAUAGCAAAUCAGUGUGCUCAUCGUAUGUAUGCUACUUUCAUUGUAGUCUGUCCCCAAGACACAUCUGGAACACAUCUGUAGCCACAGGGACUCUCAGGUGGAGAGCUAGAAGAAUCUCUUUGGAUGUUAAUGUGUGUGUAUCUCUCACCCUCAGCUUCAGUGGUCUUGUUCGGCACUGCAUAAACACAUUUCUGUCUUCGAUAUCUAGAUGUGGAUCUUCUGUCUAUGACAUAGUGGCCGUUGUAGUUUAUCUUGAAGACUUAUGUACGUAAGUUUGCAUUUCCUCCCUUCUGGUGAUGACUCAGGGUUGUAUAGUAUCUCUUACCCGAUCCCUCCCAGAGUAAUCGUAACUUGUUCUGUCCCCCAAAAGUCACGAUGGUGUCUAAUUAGCUGUGUGUUGUGUUCCUAGAGUUGUUAAUGUGGUGACAUGUACCAGCAGCCAUGUAUAAUCUGUAAGAAGUACCAUGCCCUCUGUGUGCCCAAGGCUAGCAUGGUUUUACAUUUAUCUUCCUUAAUGUCAGGAAACUCUAUUAGACACUUCUUUCUAUACAAACCUCCUCAAAUCAAAAGCCUUCAGGCGAUAAACCACUUGUGCAUCUGUCACAAGCACCCUCCCAGCUAAGGAUAAACUCUAUAAGACAGGGUUUUCCCUCUGAAAUGCGCACCAUUUCCUUAGCACCAACAGAGACAGACGAGAAGUCUUCAAUGCAUUUGUCAUUCCUGAGUCACCCACAUUGUCCUGUUCUUGGCCCCCUCAAACCUGUGUGCAUAUGAUAGGACAGAUACUCAUCAUUUUUAAAAAAUUGGAGGCAGUGAGGGGACUAUUCAUGCAUGGAAAAUUUCUUAGCACAUAAAUUUUCUACCAUAUUUUUGAAAAAGAUCCAAAAGGUAGUUAUGAUACUUAAUAGAAAAGGACAUAUCACUAAACAGAAAAUAAUAUAAAUUAGACAUUUUAUUUGCUUCUUUUCUAUCAAUUAUUAUAUUUUCAAUGCAUUUUGACCUUGAAAUAGCUGGGAUAGCUGGCGAUGGUAUUUUGCACAAGACUUAGCCAUCUCGGUGUCUUGCUCCUAUGAAAGAGACCAGCCUUUCCUGUUUUCCUAUGUACUGGAUUUUGAUUUGGGUUCUCAGAGAAAAGGACAACACUACAGGUUGAAAUUCCAUCCUGUUUCUUUUCCUCAUGGGGUGUUCUGGUUUGUAGCUGGUAUUGUCCUAUAGUUGGAGGCAGGGGAGUUCUCAUAGAGCUUGAGAAUGCGUGCAAUGGAGCAGUGGAAACAUCCAGCCGACCUCCAGUAGUGUAUAAUGUCGAAAGUGAUGCAAUAAGCCGAGUGCUUGCGAUGGAGCAGUGGAGGGGGUGAGGACAGAGCGCAGAAGGCGCUGAGGCAGUGCCAGAGGUUGAUAAACUUCAAAAUCACAUUUUCUCCCAUGGAUCCAGCAUUCUCUCCUUCCCUAAGUCCCAGAGAUGGAGAAGUCUGCAUUGGAGAACCUAGAACAAUCUUCCCAGUUUCUGAUCUUAAAUUUAGGCUUCAUUGUCUGUAUUGUCUUUUAACUCCUUCACGUUGUUUCCCCUUUGCAUUCCAGACCUGUGUUCCUCCUGCUAGGACCUCUGUCGUGUCCUCACAGAAGGGAAUUUGAAGUCUCCUUAGAAUACACAGUAGUGACUUGCCAUAAAUCCAAAGAGCUCUCUGCUUUCCUGCAUUGUUCUCAAAGCCCAGGGCAGCUGCCGAAUGCCACUGAGUUCCAGUGGGAGCACAAAUUACACUUCUGCAGCUUCCUCUAAACCUUCUCCAGAAUAUCUGGAGAGCAAUCCUUUUUUCUUCUAUUAACCCCAUACAAAAGAAAUUAAAAUGAGGAUUUUGCUUCCAAAACGUACCUAUUACCAAUUGUAAUGGGAAAGAAUAAAUAACUCAUCGGUAGUUAGGGGCUGUAUGGUAAACAUUUUUUUUUCCUUCUACACUAAUUCUCUGACUCUUACAUGUGAUAAUUCCAAAGAAGGAACUGAGAGGGUCAGUCUCCAAGUGGAAGGUGACCAUGUGGACCUGUUUGAAGGUAAUCCAAGUGAGUGCCAUUCAUCGGAAAACUAACACAAGGAGUGGCAGAUGGAGCCGACCGUAGGAGGCGAUGAGGACUAGAUGGGAAGCCCUGAACUGUGUUAGAGGUCCCAGUGUUAAACUCAGGCUCCAAGCUCUUAGAAUCAAGGAUGCUAAAGCCAGCGUCCCUGAACCCAACAGCCAGCUUGUCAUCUUGGAAGCUUUGGUGGGUUCCCCCAUUUUGAAAAAUACCAAACUGUCCUUCAGAUGGAAGUAUUUGAACUGAAAUAGCCUGGCUUCCAUAUCCUGCAUACAAGAAAAUUUCCAAGACAUGACCCCAACUCUGCAAAACCUCAGUGCUCUGCGAAACAGUCCUGCCACCCUUACACCUGUAGGUUUCAGGCCACUUCUGGCUUCAGUGUUACAAAAAGGAAAGCCCCCAGUGAUCUGUCUUCCUGUCAGUAAGACUUGCCUGGGAGCAAGGGAUGGUAACCUCUCCACUGGGGACUACGCUGUCCUCUGCAUUAUUGUAGCAAGCUAAAUAGUGGCUGCCAUGCUCUGGGAUUUCCCCUCCCUGCCUCAGACGAUACAUGAGAAGGCUUAAUAUUUAGCUUUCUGGUGGAAACAUUAAAAUCUAUCCAUUUCAGCAAAACCCGUCAUAUCAAUUCACACUUAUUUUCUGGGGAGAGAAAAAGAAAAUUACACCUUGUUUACAAAUGAAAUAGUUUCAUUUAAAUGGGACUUUAGCCAAAGCAGUUAAUUAGUCAAACGAUCCAUGGUAGUCACACUGUCUCAUGUUGUUUAUUCUAUUUGAUGUGUCUACCGCUGAUGUGUAUUAAUAUUCUGCAUCCUUCUCAGGAAAUGACAAAUGCCCUGAAUUCUUUGCAAAUAGGAUUGCUAAUGAAAAAGAAAACGAAAGUUGGUGUUAAUUAAAUGGUGAUUAAAAAUUUAUCUCCCUUAAACCUAAAAAGUGCAGCUUUAGUAAUUGCUUGUCAUAUAAAUGAAUCCCCUGCACUGGAGGAGCUUGUGGUUUAAGACCUAAAUAAAUACUAAUGUGAGAAGCGGAAAUCUCUGUUAGAAGACUGGAAUGUACCCAUUGGCGGGGUACACAUCUCUAUACUGUUUCUCUGCGUGGAGCUGUUUUGUGGGAAUCCUCAAGAAAAGGUUGCAACCUGUUUCAAGAUGGAGCUGGUUGGCACUAACCUUGGCUAUCAUAGACUUAACUGGACUUCAAGAAAUGGAGUUUAGCAGGAAGCCAAAUUUAUCAGUCAAUAUUUAAUAGUUAUUCAAGAUCUUAAGAAAAGAGGUCUUCUUUCCAAAAGCGUUAUUUAUUCGACUUGAUUCGAAAUUUGGCCUGUCUAUGUGUCCUCCCUCUUAUUUUGGUUAAAUAGGGUCAGAAGCAUUCAUUGGGAGUUUACGGGUCUCUACUUGAAAAGUUUUCCAAUGCGAAGUUACCAUUUUUCAGUCAGCCAUUUUCCUUCGUACUGUGUUCAUCUCUAAUAUCUCUGACGAGGUCAGCUUGAUGCAGAUCAGAGAUGACCCAACAAUGCACUUCUGUGAAUACAGUUGCUCAUAUGUACAUGUAUAUAUUAUACAUGCUUGGUUUCUACAAUUCACACUUAAGUGUAUUAUCCCAACAAACCUGUACAUAUUGUAAAGUUUAUGUUAAAAAUCAAAUGGUGGUGAUGGUGUGAACACACAGAAAACCCAUUCUGAUUAUUUUGAUAGGAGGAUAUUUAUGUAGAGAGGGCAUUAUAUUUUUUUAAAUAUCGGCUCUAGGAAGAAUAACAGGGCUCAAGGGGCCUUGAGCAUUGGUGUUCUUGGCCCCUUAGGGAAUAAAAUUCGGAGUGAUGAGUGUGCAAUAUAUGCUGCUUACAGUCAUUUUUGACUAUGAUGCUGGUGUGGACCUACAUGUGGCUUUUGUAAACCCCUCAAAAGACAUAGAUUUCCUAUUUAAAUCUUUCUCGGCUCGUUUGUGACUAGAAGAGCUAUCAGCAUAGAAGAAAUACAAGAUGCCUGUCCAGAAAAAGCUUAGACUAAAUGAAUUUUGUGUAAUGACAUCAAGAUCUUGGGGAAAGGAGACAGUGGCAGGUGACAAGGGACAGUAAUCUGUCUAAGGUAAAAUGGGAGAGCAUCGGAGCUGGGGCUGGAACCCAAGACUCUGUAGUCUGAUUUCUGGUUUGGUACCUUUACCAAGCUAACAUAUCUCUAGGUUUCUUUUGGGAAGACACUCCCCAUGAGUCCCUCUGGAAUAAGAGCCAGAGAAACUCACAGAACUGCCCUGGCUUUCUUUGUCCCUUGCUCUUUACAAAUCAAGCAUGACUCUCUGAAUUUGGUUUUUCUUUAAGCUCCUUUGCAAUCCCUCACUCUCUCACGGCCCCGGAGAAGAGAAGAUCUUCUCUUGGCCUGUCCUCUAGAGAAGAUCCACAAACGGUAGAGUUCAAAGCUGCUGACCAAAGAAGCAAGCUGGCAGCAACGAGGUCUCAUCUGUGCUGCUGAGCAAGGGCUGCAGGCAAGUCCACAGGACUAGACAAGGUGGCAGUUCAUCUGAAGUCCACUUUGGGACCAUGGGGCAGCAAAUGGAAUGGAAAAUAGAAUCUCUUCCUAUAGGUAGCUUCUGGUUUAAGAAGUAAAUUCCAAAAUAUAAAAGAUAACAAACAACCAUAAAUAAAAUCAGAUUAAAUAGUGAAAAUUAGAAAUAGAUAAUAUGCUGUUGUAAGAAGAUCAAAAAUAAUUGAUACUGUGAUCAAACCUUUUUUUUUUUUUAAAAAAAAAGGUUCAUCCCUGAGUUUUAAGGAACUUUGGGGAAUGCAGUUGAUGUCCCUGCAAAUGGCCUUGAUUUGUUUAAUGUACCCUGAGGUGAUGGGUGUGGGGAGGAUGGGAGCAACGAACCAGGCGAAAACUCAUUCUUUUGUAUUGUUUGCACAAGUACUCUUGGGUCUGGCUCCAACCAGCCCUGCAUGGCUUACCAAAUCAUACCUCGAAUGCUUCGAAGGGGCUGGAAAAUCCUUCAAAGGAUUGGAAAAAUAGACCAUGGUGUAAAGAAGAAAGAGGAAACGUAGAGAAAGCUUUACCAGUUGGGUCGCUUAUGGCCUGUAAAGACCUUUGUUAGCUCAGGGUGUGGACAGGUCACGGGGGAGGGAAAGAAUGUUUCAUGGAGUCCCAAGUGCCUGCUGUCAUGGAUGGCAAAAGAAAUGUCAGGUUCCCUAGUGAAAAAUAAAAGAGAGGGCAAGGAUGUGAAGGAAGGGAAUCCAAGUGUGUUUCCAGAAGGAUGGAGGGGUGGGGAGGGUGUGGAAGGAGGAUUUUCAUACUAUGUGUACCAUUCUAUGCAUAGGAGAAUGUUAUAGUUUCUGCUUAUCAUGAGCGUGCACCAUGGGUCAGCAUCUGAAUCUUGAAAUACCCAGCUAUUUCUAUACUGAAUGAGUUUAACCUAAAAGUUAAGUAUUAUUGUUCCCAUUUUGCAGAUGAGGAAACUGAUUGUUCUAAGCCUCACUAGCAACAUGGAGGUCAGACCAGAAGCAGAAAGAGAUUUAUUAAUUUGAGGUCCCCAGGAUUUUCUCCACGCACCCUGCCCAGGUUGCCUGGUUUGGGGUGUAUCAAGAACUCUUGGGGAUUCCUCCUCUGUUCACAGCCCCUUCCAAGACUGGAACACUGUUCAUGUCUCCCCUCCUCCCUGUGCUUGCACUCGGCAUUAACUUUUUUUACUUUUUAUUUUGUUUGCUUUGAAAAUUUACCUUCUCUAUUUAGCAUGUGCCUAACCUUAAAUAUCCCUCUGCCCAUCUCUUUCUUCUCUAACAGUUGGCAUCAGGGCUAGUACCGUUAAACACAUGUACAUAGUAUGCUUUCCCGGGUGUGUGAGCAGUCACACACGCACAUGCACACACUGCCUUGUGGUCCUCAGUCAAAGCUCUUCAAUACCGUCACCCCUUUCUCAACAGGACGCUGUUUGCAGACUCGCUGGUCCUCCUGUCCAUCUCUGUUGGUUUAUCUUUGCCAGGCAGACAGAAUGGAGUUCAGAGGGAGGGCAGGGAACAGGGAAUAGUUUUGCAUAAAUGACUGAGUGCUUUAGUCAUCAGGGUGAUUGAGGGCCAGCUAUUAAAAUGCUGUUGUUGUUGUUGUUGUUGUUGUUAUUAUUGUUGUUGUUUCUCUUGGUCUGUUCCAUUUGUUAAAUUGCCUUAGAGAUGCACUCCUGGUCAUUAGUAUCAGGAUAAUUGUUGUCGCACCAACACUUGUUAAUAUCCCAAGGAAGAGUGUUGAAUUGGGAUGCUCACAGCACUUCAUAGGAGCCAAGAGUGGCAUGGUGACUAAUAAGUCAUGCAGACGAUGCUCCCAAGCACACAGUGUCAUCUGGGCAUCCCAUCCCACCCAUGUUCUAAACCACACUUCUUUCCCGGCAUUUAUAUUUACAGUGAGGUAGGGCACACUAGGCCCAUUUUAUAGAUGAGAAGAUUGAGCUGGGAUCACAAGGAAAAUUGCUUUGGAAGGCUCCAGAGUGAUAUUUUUAUAAAAAAUGCAAUCAUUGCUCCAAGUGCUUCUGGGGAGUCUUUGAACACAGUAUAAAUGACCUUAGCUUGAUUUCCUGAGAAUAAUUCUCCAGGUGUUGUCAUCCCCCAAGCAGACAGUCAGAUGCCUCUUACUAUAGAGAUCACCAGGGCUAAGGAUACAGCUUAGUUGGUAGAGCGUUUGCACAGCACACACAAGGACUGGGCUACAUGCCCAACUCUACGAGCAUGAACUGGGUGUGGUGGCACAUGCCUGUGAUCCCAACACUCAGGAGGCAGAGGCAGAAGGAUCUUGACUUUAGGUUACACCCAGGCUACAUAGUGAAUUGGAGGCCAGCCUGGGCUACAAGAGACCCUGUCUCAAAAAUGAAAACAAAAACACAGAGGUUAUUAUUAUUUAACAGCUAUUCUGAGACCAUGUGUUUCUGCAAGAGACAAGGAGACUCUCCCAGGGAUGUCAAACUCUACAGAAAGUGGAGUGUCGCAACAACAGGGCUGAGCUCUCCGUCUCUUUGGAGCUGUAUUUCAAAGCACACAAUUCUCCAGCGAACCACAACCUAUUUAAGAUGGAAUCAUUCCUCAGAUUCGCUCUGGAAGAAGCAAAGCAAAAGUUCACUCACCAAUUCUGCUUAGGUACCAUAUCAGCAAACGGAUAAUAAGUCUGCAUCUUUACAAUUCUAGAACAUUCCUCAUUAUCAGUAGCCCUCGGUCAUAACCUCUUCCAGUUAAUUCUCUUUCACACCUUUGGGAAGGAUUUAAAAGCCUUCAAAAGGAUAUUAGCAUAACGCAUAGCCAAUACCACAGAUGCCUUUUAAAUUGAUAAGGUUAACUGUUCUCCAGCUAGCAUAGGUUUGUCUUUGGCAUUUUCAAUAUUUCUCAUUGAUCUGACAUUUUACUGUUUCAAGCUUUUAAAGGGCUCGAAUCAAAGACUAUUGAUAACUGAACACAUAGUGAAGGUCCAGAAAUAUAAAUACGCCUUGUCUGUUUUUCCAUGAGAAACAAUCACAGCCUUUUGAAUUCAUUGGAGGUUUUUACAUUAAGCAUGUAUGACAUAUUGAAUUGUUUCUCUUCCAGGUCAGGCUAAUUCACAUUAAGAAAUGGCAUUGACUUUUAAAAGGUAUUUUCCUUUUAAAAAUAUCUUAAAUGUAUUAAGUUUGUAGACACAGCUCUGGGGCCAUGACCAUUAGGGAAAUAUUCCAUGUCAGAAGCAGAAGAUUAAACAUGAUUUUGUGGCAAAUCUGAACAAUCUUCUUUGAAAAUUUGAUGAAUUUGGAACAGUCAAGCUGACAUUUCUAACGUUCGUGUUGAAAUUUUUCAUUGAAAACUAUGUAAGUGAACAACUUUUUUCAAAGAAGAUAUUAAAUCAGGGAUAUGUAGAAAACAUGUCUUUGGAAAACACAUAGAAUCACAAAAUAAAUGUGGGUCAGAUGCUUUCCCAGCCUGAAGGUCCCUACAGAUGUUUUUAUGGUUGUUUUUGAAGUCUGAAUGUUACACGUGUUCAUUCCCCUGAUAAAACAUAUUUAAGAGCAUAUCCUUGCCAAAUUAAUUGGUAGAAUUCAUCAUAGUUUAUAUGGCACUGGGAUGUUUGUGGAUGUGAACUUAUAUAUUUCAAGCUGAAUAUCAGGAAGAAUUAGGUUAGUUAAUUGGUGGCUUGAAUAAGAAAUAGCUCAUAAAAAUCAUAAAUAACGGCCUUCUCAGACAGUAAAAGAGGGUAAACUAUUCAUUUUCCAGUCAUGUUGUAAGACUUGCAUAAUGUACAAGCUACCCAUUGCCCACAGGAGAGUUCUUGAAUUAAACAACUUAUCCAUAAAGGGUUUAUGUGUGAGUCUAUCUUUAGCCCAGUAUGAAUGUGGUUGAAUACAUACGCAGAGGGUUUCCAUCCACAGCUACAUGAAACACCGUCUUUAACUCACAUCAGGACUGGCUUAACGUCUCGUAUGGUGGAGCCCAAGGAUAGCUGUGUGCUCCAUUCAGUGGUCUUCAUUCGGGAGUAGAUCUUCACCCAGUCACAGCAGUUUAUACCUGUCAUGUUCUGAUCCACUGCAUGAGGAAGUGCUAAUAACUGUAUUAAAUAUUUCCAAGCAUAGCUACACAAUUACACGUUUGCUUAACACCUUUCUAUGAUAGAGGAAGUAUAUACUAUGGUUGUCUUCUUGUAGUAUGUCUCUUUAAUUUUGUUCAAUGUGUUAUCAACUGUUUUAAGGAAUGGGAUUUGACAUGUGUGUGCAAACUGAUAUGUACAGAACUCCCGGGGCAAAGAAAGUGCCCAUCAUACAGUGUAAAAAUGUAAAUACAGGAAAUUUCAUUUUUCUAAUAAAGAUAAUUUCUGCCAAUUGAUAUGAA